AUACCAGUAAUGAAGGUGUGAGCAGUGACGGAAGUGGGAGAUGACCGAAGAAUAAGUCAGAGGCUGAGAGCUCAUUCAAAGUGCCUUCACCAGAGCCCCCAGCCUGAGAGCAAGAAAGAACUUCUGUUCUGAGGAGCCUGGGAAAGAGAAGUGUUACUGUGCCAGCUGGGCUGCCAUGCUCGUUCUUCCCCAGUAGGCUUUCAGGGAUACAGGUACCAUUCUGACACUUAUCUUACAUGGGAAAGAACCGUACUGUGCAUUCAUAGGAGGGAAAUCCAGGAGCAAGCUUUAAACACAAGAGGAACGUGAGGCUGAGCAAGGAACGUGAGGCCAAGGACAUCACUGGAGUCAACAUUUCCUGCAAGUUCCUGUGUCUGCUGACAAUGUACAGGACACUGAUGGCAACUGGCAGAGGCUCCUUGGCCCUGGCCAUUCUGCUGGCAACUAUGGACAUCCAGCUUGGUGGGUGCAUCCACAUCCACAGCUCAAUGUACCAGAAAGGGAAACAACUAAGCCUGACCUGUACUUUGUGGUAUAAGGCAGAAGAGGCUGAGGGGGUUAUAGUGUUUUUGUGCAAGGACAGGUCUUCGGACUGUUCCCCUGAGACCAGCUUGAAGCAACUGAGACUUAAACGGGACCCUGGGAGAGAUGGUGUCAGUGAAGUAUCAUCUCAUUUGGUGUUCACCAUAAACCAAGCCACACCAUCAGACAGUGGGACCUACCAGUGUUGUGCCAGAAGCCAGAAGCCAGAUAUCCGCCUUCAGGGUCACUUUUUUUCUGUUUCAGUCACAGAGACAGGGAACUACACAGAGGAAGGACUGAAACAUACAGGACAGCCCGAGUUCAAUCACAAUAAAGGCACUCUCAGUUCAGGCUUCCUGCAAGAAAAAAUCUGGGUGAUGCUGGUCACCAGCCUAGUGGCCCUUCAAGCUUUUGUAAGCCUCGUGCCAGAACUUUAAAGAAAAGUUACAGCAAGAUAAACUUGACUCUUUAGCUUGCUACCUUUCACAUUACAACAUACACAGAGAAGAAAACAGCACAGAGGAAGAGAUGCUAAAUAUGCCAAGAAUCUGGGGAAUAUAAGGUGGGACAAAUGAAUGUAUUCCUUGAACUCUCCUUCUCACUGCCACAGCAAGCCUGUCCUUCUUCUCACCUCUGUCACCAGUUGGGGAAAAAAAAAUAAACAAACAAACCUGCUUUUCACAAAAGUGGCUGGUGGACAGUUCUCAUUCAAAUAUUGGAUAAGUAUGUGUUUUUGUACCCAAGAAAAAGUUUUCCCCCCUCCUCCCCCACACAGUAAAAUAAAGCCAAACAAAAUAAGAACACCAA
Messenger RNA from Canis lupus familiaris (dog), 1329 nucleotides. RefSeq names its product CD160 molecule (gene CD160). Gene Ontology annotation, molecular function: transmembrane signaling receptor activity. The transcript has 7 exons. Lineage: Eukaryota; Metazoa; Chordata; Mammalia; Carnivora; Canidae. Gene Ontology annotation, biological process: regulation of adaptive immune response. Bases 384 to 959 code for a protein of 191 amino acids. Gene Ontology annotation, cellular component: plasma membrane. The record is from RefSeq and is a predicted model, not a curated record.